Messenger RNA from Naegleria lovaniensis, 1221 nucleotides. RefSeq lists its product as uncharacterized. The transcript has 2 exons. The coding region runs from base 1 to 1221 and encodes 406 amino acids. Lineage: Eukaryota; Heterolobosea; Eutetramitea; Acrasida; Naegleriidae. The record is from RefSeq and is a predicted model, not a curated record.
AUGCCACCAAGAAAAAAGCAAAAGAAGACAUCAGCCCACAGUAAUGGAGACGAGAAUAUCACAGCAAAUGUGGUAUCGUUAACAAUGGCACAACUUCCUACAUGUCGCAGCGUGAAACCUUCGCUGCUGGAGAGUCUUCCGAUCGAAAUUUACCUUCACAUUUUUUCACACUUGCUUCCGACAGAAUUUGAAAUGCCACAAGUUGCAGAGAAUGACUAUUUCCUGAACGAAUUCGAGAAAUCAUUCAAACCAGUCUUCAAUAACCUAGUGGCCCUUUAUCACUUGAGUCAGAGCUCGAGUUUUUUCCACGAAGUUCAAGAUGAAAUAGAUAGAAAAGAGAUUAUAAAAUUAGAAGACUACUUUCAUGGAGAAUGGUUUGGUAAGAGUGUCAAGCAGCAAAAGACCAAGUUGGACAAGAUAUUCGAAAAAGAAAGGGCUGGCAUUAAUUGCGACACUGAUAUCUUUGUCACCAUUACGGAAUCAAAGUUUGAUUUGCUCUUUCACUAUAUUUACGAGCUGAGUGUUGGUUUGGCGUUUUAUAGGGAUCGAUAUCAUGAACAGCUAGCGACACCAUUCUCAGAUGUUGUUGCUGGUAACGUUGAAAUGUUAACAAAACUCCACUCCCAAUCCAAACAAUGUCCUAGAGUGAUCUUGAACAAUGGUGCUCUACCAAACGAUCACAAUGACCUUGUGGUAUUCUCAAAAAUUGAAUACCUUUUUGUUGAUCUUGUUAGUGGCGGAGUAAUGUCCAAUAGAUUGAGGUUUCCAAAUGUCAGAUAUCUAAGAUUGAGCGCCUCAGAAUCUGAGAUUGUUUCCAAAAUGUUGGACCCUGAAAUAUUUCCUAAUUUAAAGCAUGUCUGUUUUAUCAAUUUUUUAGGAAUAAGCAAAGAGUAUAAUAUUCUCCAUUCUGAACAUUACAGAACACAAUUAAGAUGCAUCGAGAUGGUGUGCAAUGGAGGUAUUGGUGACUACUUUUUCGAAGGAAUUACGAAAGGCUCAAGUCAUUUCUAUCUUGUCAAUGCCAUCAAGAAAUACAUUGACAAGCCAAACAAGCAAGAACUUUGUCUUGAGAAGAUGAUCCUCCCUGCAAACCUGCGUACCUCUUGUGAAGGGUUACCACCAAGCCAACUCUCUUCACUCAUGUCUUGUUCGACACGUUGUCCAAUAAUUCUUUCAAACACAACCAUUGAAAAACUUCAAUACGAGACCUUGGAGCAAUGA